This is a messenger RNA of Rhopalosiphum padi (bird cherry-oat aphid), 2833 nucleotides long. RefSeq names its product proton channel OtopLc-like. The transcript is spliced from 10 exons. Bases 411 to 2714 code for a protein of 767 amino acids. Lineage: Eukaryota; Metazoa; Arthropoda; Insecta; Hemiptera; Aphididae. The record is from RefSeq and is a predicted model, not a curated record. Gene Ontology annotation, cellular component: membrane. Gene Ontology annotation, biological process: proton transmembrane transport. Gene Ontology annotation, molecular function: proton channel activity.
UGCUUGUGCCCCCCAUCCGGUCGCGUGCGACGAUCGCCGCAGUGAAUGACGCGGCACCGUCCGGAAGACACACAAAUUAGCGUACGCGGCAAAAGACACCGCAAAACAAAAAAACGCAAUAAUAAUAACGUUAAUGUAGUGACAGUCGGCCACGGUCCACUAGUCAUCUAAAUAUUGUAAUAUUAAAAUAUAACUGUCCGCGACCCGUCAAUUAAGUGCAGCGCCAGACGAGACGUGCGUGUAUCGGAGCUGAUUGAUUCGAUAUCGACGUACGGCGGCGGCGGUGGCGGGACACCACUCGAACUAUUACACAUUUAAUAAUAUUGUUGUUAUUAAUAUUGUACACAUUGUAGCCGGUCCGCGAUGCCGCACGUGUACGGUCCGGAAAGCAGUGAAGACACACAGCCGCAAUGACUACGGUACGCGCCGCGGGGACCGCCAACAACGUGCCGACGACUUCGGGCGCCGGGACGACACCGCCGCAGCCGCCGACGCCGACGCCGGUGGCUGCGGCUGCGGCUAUCGCCUCCGAGGGGAUCGUCGUCGUCCACGAACGGCCGACUACCGCGACGGUCGACAUCGGCGGUGACCGCAGGAGCAGGAGCGCCGGUUCGCGGGACGCCGUGGGACGCGAGAAUUGGAGAUUGGCGCAGCACGGCGUCAAUAGCUCUGCUUCCGACGGUUGUCGAGCCACCGCUGCUGCCGCUAAAGGUGAUAGCGAUUGGACGAUGCAUAGUAUAUGCGAAUUAACGGAACAAGAUAGUCUUGAUGAUCAUUUUUCACAUAUAAAUCGAAAACUAGUCCAAAGAUCUUCCAAAAUGGGUCGAUCCAAUGGACUCAAAAGUGGUCGGACUCUAAUGAACCUGUUGACCAGUAGAGGGACGGACAUGCUGCAACAUACGGAGCCUUUCCACCACUUUUGGGUGACGCUCAGCUCUCUUUACGGCAUGGUUUUGGUUAUCCUCAUGUUCGCCAUCUGCUUAAUAGAAGUAAUGGAUAAUCCUGUUAAGUUAUUAUCAAUACAGGGAAUUUACCUUAUGUACCUAUACUUGGGAAGCAUAGCCGUUAUUAUAUGUAUUUAUGUAUGGGUAUUAAUCGAUUCCUGUGUCAGCUUAACUUCGGACGAAACUGAAAUCGUCACGUCCGGAUCAUCAUCACCUGGUGUCUUUACAUUGAACCGGUUCAACUCGUUGAAACAAUUUAGUUCGUUGAAACGUGCGCAUAUUUCACGUUCAAAGACUUCGGACACCAGCUUCUAUUUAAGAGUAGGAGCUUUAGUGUUCGGUUUAGGAACGCUCGUAUUCAAUGGUUUAGAAAUGGCCAUGUAUUCCAUGAUGGAUAUUAGCUGUUUAAACGAUGUCAUAUUCGUACAUCCAAUACUACACGGACUGUUUACAUUUUUACAAAUGCAUUUUCUUUUCAUAAAUUCUCAGGUGUUGGUUGAAAGGUUUGGUUUGGCUGCCAGAUUCGGAUUCAUGCAUUUAGCUGCUACAAACAUAGCUUUAUGGGUGCGGUUGGUAAUCUGGGAAAGUGGCAUCGAAUGGAUUUACUUCAUCCAUCUAGCACAGACGUCGAACAUAGGCAUGUCGGCAUCAACAUAUGAAUCCAGUAUUCCUACACCCUUACAACUACGCGGAUUUCCUAGUUUUAUUACCUCGAGACACACGCGAGACCUAAAACCAGAAUAUAACGGAACGUUCAGAAAUUCCAUCUAUCAACCUGUAUCCGAGAACCACGUGACACAAGUAGUAACACUUCACCAUUGUUUAAACACUAAUUCACUUGGUCAACUUUUAACAUCUUCUAUGCCAUAUCUGUAUCCGUUCAUCGUGCAAUUUAGUUUAAUUGCCGCCGGAGUGACAUAUGUGAUGGGCCAGAACGUGGGUACUUGUCAGAUGAAACCAUUGAAACGUAACAUGCAAAAACCACCGCCGUCAUCGUCGUUGUCGUCGUCGGCACCCAAAGACCAGCAAAAAGACUCGGCCGCCCAACUGGGACGGUUGUACGUGUCUCAAGGCGUGAGCUUUUCGGGCGCCAACAAGGGCCUGUUCCUCGGUCUACUGACGUUGGUCAUGGUGAUCGUGGUGGUCAUCAUAUUUCUGGUGGUCAAGGACGACGAAGACUUUGCGUCCGACACCUUGUUCUGGAUGACGUCCACCACACUGGCCACCAUACUGUCCACCGGUACGUUAUUGGGCUGCGUAGGCCUCUACCAGGUCCGAAAGCUGUGCCACAACGGCAACCAGCUGACGGCUUUGGAUACGAUACUGGCCACCGUGUCAGGCGCCGGCGUCGUCCUGUACGCGCUGUUCAGCACUAUGGUGGGCGCGGUCGGCGUGGCCACGUCACAACCUGGCACCCCGGAACAGAAGGUGGACGCCAUGCUGACCGCCGUCAACGUGCUGCAAUUGGUCCAAGUGGCUGUCCAGAGCUCACUGACCGCCGAGGCUUACAGGAGAAGUUCGUGGUCGAGACAUCAACUGUUCACCAAACCCGGUCGUCAGAUAAUCACAUACUUGCUGUGCAGCAAUAUCGCUCUGUGGAUGUUCGACUCGUUUAUUACGCAGAGUUGGAUUAGUCAAGAACGACAAUUGCGUUUCAUGGGUUUGCUAUCCUGGGGACUACUGUCCAGGAUAUCGCUGCCACUAGUAGUUUUCUACAGGUUCCAUUCGGGAGUACUUUUGUUACAAAUCUGGCAAAAAUCUUAUAGAUGAACACAUGACCGAAUGAAAUUUUAUGCUUGUAAUUUUUUUUUUUACGAUGUGCAAUAUUAGAUAUUAUUUUACUAUUAUUAUUUAUUUUUGUUGGAAAUAAACCAACACAAUUUUUAUAA